Messenger RNA from Lolium perenne, 993 nucleotides. RefSeq lists its product as uncharacterized. Lineage: Eukaryota; Viridiplantae; Streptophyta; Magnoliopsida; Poales; Poaceae. The record is from RefSeq and is a predicted model, not a curated record.
GAGACGCAACCUCCCUCUUGUCGUCUUCCACCUCGCACGCACAUGGCGUGAGGCCGUGGUCCUCCCGACGCCACCACCGUACUCAACCACUCCCCCUCCUCCUUUUAACCCCAUUUGCGUGCCUGGAAACCCUAGCCCUUCUCCCUCCCUCGCGCCGCCACCAGAGCCCCUUCCUUCCCUCAUUUUUCUCUUCUGCUUGCACGUUCGAGCACUACCACACCUUCCCCUCCAUGGUACCACCGUUACCGGCCGCCCCUCGACGAACCGAAGACACCAGGAGAUCCGCCUCGUCGAGCUCUACAUCUUGGUGCAAGGAAUCGAGUCAAUACCCCGUAAUUCGAGCGCAAGGUCGCUGUUUCUCCUCCAUGGCCGCCACACUCCGGCGUCGAUUCCGGCCGCCCUCAUCCUCCUCCGGCGAAACCAAGGACACCUCCGGCUUCCUUGUGUUCUCCCGCAUCCCCGACGCCAAGUCCCCCUUCCUGAUUCGCGUUGAAUCGCCGGAUUGAGUCGCCACUGGAUCUUCCCGCCAUGGCUGCUGCUCUCAAGCUCGUCCCCGCCUCCCACUUCUUCUUAUUCCAGUGCACCAGUAAUCCGACAAGAUCUGAUCCGCAGCCCAGUGAUCCGGUGCCUACUGGGCCUCGGCCCGUGUCGCCGCCAGCUUGCUCCCCGCCCAGCGUGCGGCAGGCCCCUAUCCGCUGCUCAGCAUUUGCUUCUUCCCGGAUAGGAUCGCGAAGUGGUGUGGUGAGAUACGACAAGUUCUCCGGAUGUUCCUCGACAAGCUUUAACAGGUAUGAAGAUAUGCUCGAUGAAGACGACGUUAGCAAGGUUACCCUUCCGGCUUGGCCUGGGCAGGGUUAUGGACGCCGCUGAUUAUCUUCAGGACUCUUAGUCCAAUUUGUAUCUUGUCCGUACUCGGAUGUAUUCGAUCUUCUGUAUGAUUCGGAUCUUUGUAUUGUAUAUUUAUAUCUUGACUCGUUGGAGUCGUUGUUGUAA